This is a messenger RNA of Drosophila rhopaloa, 390 nucleotides long. RefSeq names its product cecropin-C. Bases 86 to 277 code for a protein of 63 amino acids. The transcript has 2 exons. The record is from RefSeq and is a predicted model, not a curated record. Gene Ontology annotation, biological process: defense response to Gram-negative bacterium; defense response to Gram-positive bacterium; antibacterial humoral response. Gene Ontology annotation, cellular component: extracellular region. Lineage: Eukaryota; Metazoa; Arthropoda; Insecta; Diptera; Drosophilidae.
AAUCAUCAGUCGCUCAGUUCUUCCACAACAGCAUCAGCUACAUUCGCUUUCGUAAACCAAACCUUUAUAAACCAAAUAUCUCGCCAUGAACUUCAACAAGAUCUUCGUUUUCGUCGCCCUCAUUCUGGCCAUCAGCUUGGGACAGUCGGAGGCUGGCUGGUUGAAGAAAAUUGGCAAAAAAAUUGAACGCGUUGGCCAGCACACUCGGGAUGCCACCAUUCAAGGUCUAGGAGUUGCUCAACAAGCCGCCAAUGUCGCAGCUACUGCUAGAGGAUGAAGAAACCCUAUAUACCCCUUAUUAAAAGCCUAUACCUUAUAAUACCUAAUUUAUUAUUUUCCAAAUGUAUUGUUUUAUGUAAAUAAAAAAUCCCUUGUAUAUAUUUCAAAUAA